This is a messenger RNA of Rhodamnia argentea, 1635 nucleotides long. RefSeq lists its product as uncharacterized. The transcript is spliced from 3 exons. Gene Ontology annotation, molecular function: zinc ion binding; nucleic acid binding. The record is from RefSeq and is a predicted model, not a curated record. Bases 1 to 1635 code for a protein of 544 amino acids. Lineage: Eukaryota; Viridiplantae; Streptophyta; Magnoliopsida; Myrtales; Myrtaceae.
AUGAGCGAACGUGGUAGAAGAGCACCCCGAGGACCUCGAACUAGGCCUGUCGGGCCGAUAUGGGAGAUUCUCGAGGAAGAAAGAGCGCCGCGCGCUGCUGAGCCCGUUGGGCAAGAGCUUACUAUGGCUGGGAUUUUGCAAGCUCUGGGAGCUAUUGGAGAUUUGAUGGGGCAGCAAGUGAGGAAUCAAAAUGCUGCUGCCGCCGUUGCUUCUGAAGCUCCACAUGUGAAUCCGUUGGUGGAGCAAUUUCUCAAGUUGAAGCCGCCCAAGUUCUCUGGGAGCGGAGAUCCCGAGGCUGCCACUUCGUGGAUCGAGGAACUGGAGAAAGCAUUUGACCCGUUGAGGUGUACUAAUGAGGAUAAGGUCACCCUAGUCGUGAACCGGUUGCAAGGGAAUGCAAGUACAUGGUGGAGAACUUCAAAGGACAGAGUAUUUCCCGAGGGUACGGUCCCGACGUGGGAUGCCUUCGUGGAAGCUUUUAAUGGAAAGUAUUUCUACGAUACCGCGAGGGAACAGAAGAUGGCAGAGUUCUUUCGCCUGCGCCAGAAUCAGAUGACAAUCGACCAGUAUGAAGCCAAAUUUGCUGAACUGUCUAAGUAUGCUCCGAGGCUAGUUGAGGACCCCGUGGAUAGGGCUAGGAGGUUUAGAGAUGGGCUGAAGCCCGAGAUCGGGAGUGUGCUGAUAUCAUUUAAUCUGAAGGAUUACAACGACCUCUACGAGAGAGCUCGGAUGGUUGAGCAAGAUCCGACCGAAAGGGCCGCCGCUUCCGGAUCGCGAUUCGCGCCUUUGAAUAGAAGAGAUAUUCAUCAAGGGAAGAAGCCGAUGCAAGGAAACCGAUUCAAUGUUCCGCCUAAUCGUCGAGGAGCGAUUAGUAAGCCAAUGCCUCACAGAGAUGAUGUCCGUCGCCUAUGCAAUCAGAGGCAUGGAUCCGGUUCGUGUGGAAUGCGUGGAGUUUGUUUUGGAUGUGGCCGGCGGGGCCAUCCGGUGAGAGAUUGCCCGCAGAGGCAACAAGCUAGGCCACUGGGAGGCCAAGUUGGAAGGAUCGCGCCACCGAAUCACCGGAACCGACCUCGGGCGCAAGGACGAGUGUUUGCGAUCACCCGAGAUGAGGCGAAGGACUCGCCGACCGUCACAAGUACGGUCCUUCUACAGAAUAGCGUAGCUUAUGCUUUGUUUGACCCCGGUGCUACGCAUUCGUUUGUUGCGGAUCAAUUUGUUAGACUGUCUAGGUUAAUUGUGGUGCCAUUAGAUGUGGUUGUCAAGGUGUCUACACCUUUAAAGGAUAGCGUAAUAGCUGCAGUAGGCUGUCCUAGUUGUAGACUAGUAGUAGAUGGUCAUGAGAGUGAGAUAGAUCCGAUUGUACUGGAGAUGUACGAUUUUGAUCUGAUCGUGGGAAUGGGCUGGUUAACGAAGCAAAGGGCCACGAUGGAUUGCUAUCGUACGGCGAUUCAAUUUAGGCCAUUGGAUGGGGCCGGUUUUGAAUUUGUGGGAAAUCGAGGAGGAACCUCGAUCGUAGUGAUCUCGUCGCUAGAGGCAACUCGGUUGUUGGAAAGUGGUUGCCAAGGUUAUUUGGCUGCCACGUUUUUCCCGAAGAAUUGCCUGGAUUGCCACCGGAAAGGGAAAUCGAGUUUGUGA